GUAGCCCAUAGCCCCAUGGACGAACCUUCAUUCACCCUCUAACCUUUGUGUCACUGUCGCAUCAUAUAGCAAUCUCAAUUCAUUCACAACAUGAUCAAACACUUAUGAUUAGUAAUCUUAAUUAUGAUCACAACAUACCCAUUCUUAAUGCUCCCACCUACAUACUUCUAAGUCAUUUGCUAAAACACAUUUCAAUCACAUUCAACCAUAAAUCUCUGUUCUACUCUGCUCCAGUAUGACUUGACUUCAUCAACUAGCUUCUCUCGGUAGGACGCGUGAUAUGAAUGGCAGUUGAACUAGUCCCUAUUGAAUUUAAAGCACCUAUCUGCAAACCAAGCCAACACUACUACUAUAUAUACACACAUCUGUGUUGGGUUCUCACAUAUAUCAAUCAAGUGAUUCUUACUCUUCACACAGUUUUCUUCCUUUUUCUCACUGAACCUUUCUAGCAAUCAUCACAUCACAAUGGCUUCCAAGCUUGAAGUAGAUGUGGAGGUCAAGUGCAAUGCAGAAAAGUAUUGGGAAAGCAUCAGGGACUCCAACACUAUCUUCCCCAAGGCCUUCCCUGACCAGUACAAGUGCAUUAAAGUGCUGGAAGGAGACGGGAAGUCUGUAGGAUCUGUUCGUCACAUAACAUAUGGCGAAGGGUCUCCACUUGUUAAGGAAUCCGAAGAGAGGGUCGACAUAGUGGAUGAAGCCGACAAGAAGGUUUCUUACAGUGUUAUUGGUGGGGAUCUCCUCAAGUAUUACAAGAAUUUCAAGGCCACACUGGUUAUCACUCCAAAGGGAGAUGGGAGCUUGGUGAAAUGGACCUGUGACUUUGAGAAGGCAAGUGCAGAGAUUCCUGAUCCAAACGUAAUAAAAGAAUUUGCUGUCAAGAACUUCAUAGAGCUGGAUGACUAUAUUCACAAGACAAUGCAGGCAUAGAGAAAACUAGCUGUUCCCUCUGCGAAUAACUUGGCUUAUGUUGUUCUAAGUAAAUAAUGUGGAGUCCCCCUCUGCAACUCGUCUUAGUUAAUAUUGUGAGAAGUUUAAUUUGGUCUAUGGCGUGAUGUAGCCUUUCUAUUUGCUGCCUGAUUUAAUGUUCCAGAUGUCUCAUCUUCCUGAUAUUAUCCUAAAUGACUCAAACUCUGGGUAUUCCAGCUUUUGAGAAAUUUCAGCUAAUACCAAGGGUGAAUUUAAUUACAAAUUGAAUACAAUUAGAAUAAGCAUUUUCCA
Vitis vinifera (wine grape) is the source of this 1218-nucleotide messenger RNA. RefSeq names its product MLP-like protein 423. The transcript has 2 exons. Lineage: Eukaryota; Viridiplantae; Streptophyta; Magnoliopsida; Vitales; Vitaceae. Gene Ontology annotation, biological process: defense response; abscisic acid-activated signaling pathway. Gene Ontology annotation, molecular function: protein phosphatase inhibitor activity; signaling receptor activity; abscisic acid binding. The record is from RefSeq and is a predicted model, not a curated record. Bases 466 to 927 code for a protein of 153 amino acids.